GCAGGAGGCAGAGGCCUUGAGCGUGUCUGUCUGCGGAACUAAGAGAAGCGACACUUUCAGAUUCAACCCACAUAGAACUGUCCUUCACGCUUCUGGGAGCCCAGGGAUGUGUGGCCCGCAAAGGGGCGGAAAGUGAUUAUUGCCCCUGGAUGGGCUCUCUCUAAGAAAAGCCGGGGUCUCCAAGGGAGUGUCCCACCAGAGAAGAGAGGGAAUGAGCGAGUCGUGAAUUUUAGACUGUUGCUGCUGCCCCUGGACCUCUAGCGAGAUGCCUGGCAAGAGCUAGGCUCCCUGGGCCACGCAGAUCCUGUCAGCACGCUUGGGGAGAGCAAGAUGGCUGUCAAUAGCACUGCCCUGUUGUUGGCCAAGGUUACCUACAUCACCGUGGAGAUUGUCAUCGGGCUCUGUGCCAUCGUGGGCAACGUGCUGGUCAUCUGGGUGGUCAAGCUGAACCCCAGCCUGCAGACCACCACCUUCUAUUUCAUUGUCUCCCUGGCCCUGGCUGACAUCGCCGUUGGGGUGCUCGUCAUGCCUUUGGCCAUUGUCAUCAGCCUGGGCAUCACCAUUCACUUUUAUAACUGCCUUUUCAUGACCUGCCUGCUGCUGAUCUUCACUCAUGCUUCCAUCAUGUCCCUGCUGGCCAUUGCUGUGGACCGAUACCUGCGAGUCAAACUUACAGUCAGAUCCAGGAUUCCUGGGACCCCUGGGCAUGGUUUGUCAUUCCAGUUGAAGGUUGUUCACUUCCUUCCAGUCAUGGGGUCCUUCAUUCUGCUCUUCUGGACUGUCCUUUCAGAUGCCAUGGUCAUGGACGAAAAGGUCAAGGAAAGUUCUGUGCUGGACAUGGCUUCCGCUACCUGCAGCUACAAUACCCACUAUAAGGACCACCCCAAAUACUGGUGCCAAGGCUACUUCCGGGACUACUGUACCAUCAUUGCCUUCACACCCAACAGUACUGACCGCGUGGCCCUGAGGGACACAGGAAGCCAGCUCAUCAUCGCUGUGUCCUGCCUGACCAAGGAGGAUGCGGGCUGGUACUGGUGCGGCAUCCAGCGGGACUUUGCCAGGGAUGACAUGGAUUCUACAGAGCUGGUUGUGACGGACAACAGAGGAGGCCUCGCCAGUGAUUUUUGGUCUGGGAAAAACCUAUCAGACAAAAAUACCAGAAGCUGCCGGGCUUCAGGAGUGGUCCACAAGGCCGAUCGCUCCAGGAUGUCCAUUCUCAUAAUCUGCAUACUGAUCACAGGCUUGGAGAUCAUCACUAUAAUCAGUCAUUUGUCCAAAAGAAGGAGAAGUCAAAGGAAUAGAAGGGUAGACAAGUCACUGAAGCCCUCCUCAUGUGUCCUGACUCCACAGAAAAUGGUUUAUCCUGAACAGAUGUGACUGAAGAUUUAUUUAGUUUAUAAAUUAAGUGAUCCUGCAAUAGAGUCGUCAUGAUUGUGACAUCUCAGGUAUUCUGCAGGACCCUCCGACUUGCCAGCGAUCACUUGCAGCUAGCUGAGAACAGCAGUAGCAAGUGAAGAAGAGGGGCAGAAUCUGGGUCAGGGGGCCCAGAGAUCACUUGUGUUUUCUUGGUUCGCCAAUAAAUUCCUGAUUGGUGUUGAAUGAACCCUCUGGUACGACUAACUUCUCCUGGGAUAUCCCUGGAGAAUGUAUUUCCAGAAAAGUUUCAAGUACAAUAUUGCAAUAUUUAUUUCUGCCUUGGUAUUACCUACUGUCUUACCAAAGCAAGGGAUAUAAGCCAAACCAGCAGGUCUCAGGUUCUCUGGGUGAAAAGAUUGUCCUCUAAUGGGACACUGUCCCCAGACUGAAUGGAUGCCGCUCUGGAUCAGUGAGAAACCAAGGUGUGGUGAGUGAAAUAUUCAGUCAAAUACAGAAGCACAAAUCGAGACUGAGGGAGGCAUCAGCAGCCAUGGGUGCAAGGGAGGCUGUACUGUCCAUAAAUACCAGAACUCCCACCUGCAUGUCUGCACCUUCUCAACCCAUGUGGAGUCUUCCCUGCUAUUUCAGAGAGUCCCCAGGGGCUCCCCAUCCCUGCCUCUGCUGCCCUUAUGAACCCCUGCUCUUCUGGUGUCUUAUAAACAAGGGUCCUGGCCAGUCUCAGGACUCAGGAUGCUCGGCGGCCCCGGGGUCAGUGCAGGGCGGGGGCAAGGAGACUGGCUCUUGACACGAUUCCGCACCUGCUCUGCACAUUUUGGUCUAGGCUCUCACAGCGUCUUUCAUGAACACGGUUCCUUCAGUUUCCACCCCAACCCCUCCAUCGGUGGGGACCUCGAAGCUACUCAGCAGCCUGAUGGGAAGGGGCGGGCUGAGGGGACCAUCCCAUUCCUGCCAGCUCCUUGUUUCCUGUGACCAGUCCCCCUGCGUCCCAGAGUCUCAGAUUCAAGAACAUCAAAAGUGCUGCCUUUUUCCUCAGCCACAAAACAACUCCAGUCCCUCCUCCGUGGCCACAUAUUGAAGGACAAACCCACUGGUUCUACAAACAGCAAAUCCGGUCUGGGCUCCCUUAGGCCAUGCUCCUGUCCAAGGCAAGAAAGCAGGCGUCAAUCUUUUGCGAUACAUGAAGACACCUCUAGUUGUCAUGCAGGGUUUAUACUUAUGUAUCUGGAGAACCGUUUCCCCUGAGAAUCCUACAGGUUUGUUCUGAUUCCACGAACCAGGGUUCUAGAGCCUUUUCUUCUUUCCUUCCCUGGCAAAGACCUUCUAAAUCUACGGUCAAUUAUUUAAUUACUCAUUUCACCCUCCAGCAAGACUAGGGGCACACCAGUU
This is a messenger RNA of Zalophus californianus (California sea lion), 2763 nucleotides long. Its product is annotated as adenosine receptor A3. Gene Ontology annotation, molecular function: G protein-coupled adenosine receptor activity. Lineage: Eukaryota; Metazoa; Chordata; Mammalia; Carnivora; Otariidae. Gene Ontology annotation, biological process: G protein-coupled adenosine receptor signaling pathway. The transcript has 6 exons. Gene Ontology annotation, cellular component: dendrite; synapse; plasma membrane. Bases 331 to 1377 code for a protein of 348 amino acids. The record is from RefSeq and is a predicted model, not a curated record.